AUGCCAAGCACUGAAACACAAAUUGAACCAAAUGGUCCAAAUGCUAUGUCAGAACCAAACUCUUCUUCCAUUGAAUCAUAUGUAAAUACUGAAUCCUCUGGUGAUCAACAUCCUCAAAAUGUUGAUCAUUCUCAGCGGCUUAGAAGGUCUGAAUCAUCUUUCAUAACUACACUGGUUUAUGUGGAUGAUGUUCUAUUGGCUAGUGACAGUUUGAUAGAAAUUCAAUUGCUCAAAGAUUUUUUACAUAAUAAGUUCACAAUUAAAGACUUGGGAGAACUCAACUAUUUCUUCAGCUUGGAAGUGGCAAGGUCUAAGAAUGGAAUCUCAAUAUGUCAAAGGAAAUAUGCUCUUGAUAUACUUCAAGAUACUGGGGUACUUGUUGCCAAGCCUGCUACAUUCCCAAUGGAAUCCAACCUUAAGCUCACUAGAACAGAUUUUGUCUUGUAUGAUGAUCCAUCAGCUUACAGAAGAAUGAUUGGCCGAUUGCUAUACUUAACCCUCACCAGACCUGAUCUUGCCUAUUCAGUUCAGGAUUUAAGUCAGCUCCUUGCCAAGCCAGCAAUCAGUCAUUAUCAAGCAGCCACUAGAGUUCUUAGAUAUUUGAAGGCAACACUAGGACAGGGAUGA
This is a messenger RNA of Carya illinoinensis, 627 nucleotides long. RefSeq lists its product as uncharacterized. The coding region runs from base 1 to 627 and encodes 208 amino acids. The record is from RefSeq and is a predicted model, not a curated record. NCBI's taxonomy places the organism in Eukaryota, Viridiplantae, Streptophyta, Magnoliopsida, Fagales, Juglandaceae. The transcript has 2 exons.